Molecule: messenger RNA, 1203 nt
Organism: Daphnia carinata
Lineage: Eukaryota; Metazoa; Arthropoda; Branchiopoda; Diplostraca; Daphniidae
Product: clavesin-2-like
Exons: 9
Coding region: 228-1052 (274 amino acids)
Cellular component (GO): membrane
Molecular function (GO): phosphatidylinositol bisphosphate binding
Source: RefSeq, a predicted model, not a curated record
UUCACCUGUAGGCAGUCUGUUGUGAGCAGGAAGGUAGGUGGUACGUGCCAGCCAGCAGAGAAUCAUUUAGGGAUAUUUCUUCAUUCGUAGAAGAAAUUCAUGAGUUCUAGCGCAUUCUUUAGUGAACGUGACGUGGGCAGAGAAAGUUGUGACACAGAUGUCGCGUCCUCGAAAUCUGGGUGAAAUGAAAAGGCAAUAACCAAAAGAACUGAUACGCAGACUUCGAUAUGUCUGAGUAUUACGAUUUCUUCUGGGGCUCUGCUGAAACAAACAGGAAUUUCGAUGUAAACGUUGAAACAACUGACACACCAUUGUCACGCAGUGUUGCUUUAGAAAGUCUCAGGAGCUUAGUUCUUGCUCGUCCCGAUGCCGGCAGUCUACGAUUUGAUGAUGAAUUCCUAAUCCGAUUUCUGACAGCAAGGCAAAUGAAUGUUCCAGACGCCAUGCUGGUGUAUGACAACUACUACCGUUUCCUGCGUCGCAAUCACGAACUAAUGUCUGACUAUGGCGUUGACAAUGUCGAGGUCAAGCAAGCCUUGGAAGAUGGGCUACCUGGAAUGCUGCAGCAGCGAGAUCGUCGAGGACGUCGUAUCAUGGUUUUGUUUGCUGCUGAAUGGGAUCCAAGCAGAUACUCAGUCUCGACGAUCCAAAAGGCCAUUCACAUUUCACUUGAUCUGCUGCUACAGGAUUCAGUGGUUCAAGAUAGAGGCUUAGUUCUCAUUAUUGACUGGAGUCAAUUUUCCUUUCGCCAGUAUAGCAAACUCCAGCCUGCUGUCCUUCACUCCAUAGCUCACGGAUUGGAAUAUUGCUAUCCGGUGCGUUUCAAAUCGAUUCACUGCGUUGGACCUCCUUGGUACGUUGAAGCAGCGAUGUCGCUUCUGAAGCCAUUCUUGCGUGAAACCUCGAGGGCAAAGAUCAUCAGCUAUGGAAAUAACUUGUCUAUCUUGCAUCAAGCUGUAUCGCGAGAAAUUUUGCCAGCUGAACUCGGAGGCGAGCAAGGUCCAUAUCAAUCUUCUAUUUGGAUAGAUAAUCUCAGAAGAGGUCAACUUUGAAUAUGCUCAUCCCAUCAUCCUUUUUGAGGCUGUUGCCAUUUGGAAAAAAUUGAUUAUGAGAAGAAGGAUUUUCCUGUGCAUAACUGAUGCUUUCUGUCUGUUAUUGAAUUUGUAACUUGUCUUACCCAGAUACAUUUUUUUAUUGAUAUCA